GUCCAGGCUGCGGCACACCUGAGCCAAGCAGAGGUCGCUCAAGCCCUGGGGGCCCUCGGCUUCCUGCCACACAUCACCAGAUUUUAGUCGCCGCUGCUGAUCAUCGAGUCAACUGUCACAGGCUGAGCGCUUUCCCAUUGGUCAGUCCGCAUGACGUCACCGGGAGCGUGUAUGAAGGUACUUUGAAGAGGAGGAAGGCAGGGCCGAGCCUUCCCCCUGCUCAGACCACAGAGGAAAAUCGCACCAUCAGCCUCCCUCUUUCUGUGUUCGGACCACCCUCCACUGUUCUCUCCUGGUGGACGGCGUCUGCUCGUGCAGGCCUUCAUUCCCAAUGAGAGCAAAGACAGAGGGAGACAUGAGAGUGAGAGGAGGGGAGUGGAGAGCAUGAACCUGCACAGGAACCACAACUGAGACGCCAAGCUGGGUCUUACCUGCACACCCUGGACCACUGAGUGAACCCGCUGACACAGAUCUGUAGCUUGUUUGGGGAUAAAGAGAGGAAGAAUCAUGGGACCUGGAACAUGGAGCCUAUUUAUUCUGCUUGGUUUGGCCCUCUGGAGCAACAGCCAAGCCCUCACCAAAAACCCCAUCCUCUCCCGGAUACGAAGGGCUCCAGAGGCCAGCGGAGAAAACAAAAAGUGCUCUUACACCUUCCUGGUCCCUGAACAGAAGAUCACAGGCCCCAUCUGUGCCGCCCGCGGUUACUCAACCGAUAAGGACAGAGUGACGCGCCUGGACGUGGCUGCAGUGCGCGACCUUCUGUCAAAGCAGCGUCGGGAGAUGGAGACUUUGAAGCUGGUGGUGGAUGUGGAUGGCAACUUGGUAAAUGAGAUGAAGCUAUUGAGGAAAGAGAGCAGGAACAUGAACUCCAGGGUGACCCAACUCUACAUGCAGCUACUGCAUGAGAUCAUCAGGAAGAGGGACAACUCACUGGAGCUGGCCCAGCUGGAGACACGCAUCCUUAAUGCCACCACUGAGUCACUACGUCUGGCCUCCAGGUACAGGGAACUGGAGGCCAAAUACGCAGCCCUGUCUGCAGUGGUGAACAACCAGUCAGUGCUGAUUGGAGCGCUGGAAGAGCGUUGUAUGCAGGUGUACAGCCGCAGACACGAGCACCCACCCAUGGGACCUCCUCUGGUGCAGGUGGUGCCUGAGAACAUUCCUGUCAAUGUGCCACGUUUCACCAAUGAGAUCCAGAGGGACCACACUCGAGGGUUUGCUCGGGAAAGAGGCUCUCGCUCUGGGCCAUCACCCACAAGUGGUACCCUGGAAGUCCAGAAACCCCCCGAGAGAAACUUCAGCGCUGAAGGCCCGUUCAGAGACUGUCUCGCCGCACAGGAAGCCGGCCACAGCACCAGCGGCAUGUACCUGAUCAGACCAGACGAAGCCGAGAGGCCAGUGCAGGCCUGGUGUGAACAGGAUAUAGACAAUGGGGGUUGGACUGUUAUCCAGAGCAGGAGAGACGGAUCAGUUAACUUCUUCAGGAACUGGGAUAACUACAAGAGCGGCUUUGGCAACAUAGACGGGGAAUACUGGCUUGGUCUGGAAGGCAUCUACAAUUUAGGGAGGCAGGGGGACUAUAAGCUGCUGGUGGAGCUGGAGGACUGGAUGGGCAAAAAGGUCUACGCUCAGUACAGCAGCUUCCACCUGGAGCCAGAGAGCGAGGGCUUCCGCCUGCGGCUGGGCACCUACCAGGGCAACGCCGGGGACUCCCUCAGCAGCCACAAUGGCAAACAGUUCACCACUCUGGAUCGAGACAAGGAUGCCUUCUCAGGUAACUGUGCCCAUUUCCAUAAAGGAGGCUGGUGGUACAAUGCUUGUGGCCAAGCCAAUCUUAAUGGUGUCUGGUACACCGGAGGCGUCUACCGCAGCAAGUUCCAAGAUGGGAUCUUCUGGGCCGACUACGGCGGAGGCUUCUACUCCAUGAAAUCUGUCCGCAUGAUGAUCAGGCCCAUAGACUGAGGAGAUACUGUAAGCCAGGCUGGUCCCCGGGCAGCUAUGGAGGCCAGGUCACACUUGAACCUCAUUCUAAGUCUUGACUAUAUAUAUGUCAUCAGCAACUGGUUGAUCCAAGAUAAAAAAAGACCCGCACCAAUGGAGAUUACCACCCAUCAGUAGUGACUUGAGUUGCCUCCUGUAACAGAAAUAGACUCUGUUUGAACAUUGUUCUCUUUAUAUAUAAUAGAUGCACACAUAGAGGGGUUUAGGGGACAUGACUAUUUAUAGUACGCCAUAAAACUCCUUUAAUCACCAAAUACACAUCAAGGUAAAGGUAAAUUAAAAUUGACUCCCAACAUUUUGCAGUUAAAUAAUGCAAGCUGACGAUCUGAUUUAGAAACCACAGUAUUUCCCUCAUUACUAGGUCAUCCCGAGUAGAAGAGGCGCCACAUCCUCACAGAACUUCAUUGGUAUUGAUUUCAUUCAUAAGCUUUAGUGUCACAGGAUCUAAAUGCAUCUCUUCCUACCUCGCCAAGAUAAACGUCUGGGGAAACACUCAUGCAUAGGAUUUAACUUGUGCUAUACUUGCUGGGAGCUGGAAAAUACAUUUUGUUAAUACCUAUAUAGAUUUAUUUAGACCCUGUAUUCACUUCCAGAUUUAAAAAGGCCAGGGAGCUGGAGAAAGGAAAUGUGGCUUAAAAACAUGUUUUAUGUACAUUUGAUUACACAGACACUGUACGGAUUUAUUUUUUUCUCCCUGCAGUUAAUAUGACCUGUGUGUUAAGCUAUGUUGUCCAAGUGCAGAUGACCGGAAACUGUAAAUUAUGUGUACAAUUAACUUAUCAUAACAGUGAAAAGGGCCAAGUAUCCUGAGGGAAUAGUGAAAGAUCCUACAGAAAAUAGAACUAAUUUCCACCACUGAACAUAUGACAAUCAUUCUCAAAGUGUGCUUGCCGUUAUAUGUUCUUCUCAUUUGGCUGUUGAUUAAAUGUCAGUAUGACUCUGAGAAAAACAAGCGUUGUUUAGAGAAAAAAAAGAUGGAAUUACGUUUUGUUUUGAGUGGUUUUCGACCAUGAAAAAAUAUGUUGACCAAGCGUCUUGAGAGUUAUAGGCACUGGGACAGACAACGAGGAGCACAUUGCUGAAAGCCAGACAGGAUGGAGAAAGAAAAAGAAGGGAGAGAGGGGAGGGAGCGGGGGAGGGAGGAGAUGAACUGGAAUGGAAAUGGUCCAAAUUUCCAAGUUAUUUUCCCCCCUUCUUCCUUUUAAAUACAGUGAAAUUUACAUUCUUUCCACACAAAAGUGCUUGAACUGUAUGUUUUCGUAAAAAAUAUCUUUCAUUGACAAAGUCAUGGGCUCCUGCACUCUGUAAUCACCGGUAUGGAAGGAAAGCGGUAUCCUUUUGGGGAAACCAUCCCAGAGGAGAGGGGAGCUGGGGGGCUUGAACUGGUGGGUCUGCUUUGAACAAGAGCAUUGCAUCCACAACACACAUGAAAGACAAACAGCCUUUGGUCUCUGAGCUGAAAAUAGACUCUCAUAUUCUGCUGUUUUUAUUAUUGACCACAAUGGCCCUCACACCCAUCUCUUUAACAAACUUAAAACUACGAAAACACAAAGCAGGGAGACCCAGCUGGACAUGGUAACAUGUUUAUGGACAUGUGAAAAAAAAAAAGAAAAAAGCAGCAUCUAAUAAAAGUGGCAUUAUUAUUUUGAAAUGAAACAGCAAUGAAAGCUGAAACCUAUGACUCAUAACACUUGGCAGAACAAACAUUACACAACUAACACUCAAUAAAUGGGCAACGUGUAGGGUCACUUCGGGGGACGCUCUUUUUCACUGGAACUCCAGAGAGCUGAUUUAUACCGUUAACCAAGUAGUACAUGACUGGUUAGUGUUUAGUUUUUGUUGAGAUUACAUGCACAUUCCAGUCUUAUCUUGUGGGUGUGAGUCAUGCCAAUAAACUGUUGUUAUUUCCCA
Seriola aureovittata is the source of this 3912-nucleotide messenger RNA. RefSeq names its product angiopoietin-related protein 1-like. Gene Ontology annotation, biological process: cell surface receptor protein tyrosine kinase signaling pathway. NCBI's taxonomy places the organism in Eukaryota, Metazoa, Chordata, Actinopteri, Carangiformes, Carangidae. The transcript is spliced from 7 exons. Bases 508 to 1962 code for a protein of 484 amino acids. The record is from RefSeq and is a predicted model, not a curated record.